Molecule: messenger RNA, 1746 nt
Organism: Chinchilla lanigera (long-tailed chinchilla)
Lineage: Eukaryota; Metazoa; Chordata; Mammalia; Rodentia; Chinchillidae
Gene: Irx4
Product: iroquois homeobox 4
Biological process (GO): neuron differentiation; regulation of transcription by RNA polymerase II; cell development
Cellular component (GO): nucleus
Molecular function (GO): DNA-binding transcription factor activity, RNA polymerase II-specific; RNA polymerase II cis-regulatory region sequence-specific DNA binding
Source: RefSeq, a predicted model, not a curated record
CAGCGCCUAGGAGCCCGCACCCCGGAGCCAGCCCGCGCCCCGGGCCGCGCCCGCCAUGUCCUACCCGCAGUUCGGAUACCCCUACUCCUCCGCCCCGCAGGUACGGGACCAUGGACAGCGGCACACGGCGCAAGAACGCCACUCGGGAGACCACCAGCACGCUGAAGGCCUGGCUGCAGGAGCACCGCAAGAACCCCUACCCCACCAAGGGCGAGAAGAUCAUGCUGGCCAUCAUCACCAAGAUGACCCUCACGCAGGUCUCCACCUGGUUCGCCAACGCGCGCCGGCGCCUCAAGAAGGAGAACAAGAUGACGUGGCCACCCAGGAACAAGUGCUCAGACGAGAAGCGGCCCUAUGCGGAGGGCGAGGAGGCGGGCGAGGAGGAGGAGGCCAGAGAGGAGCCCACCAAAAGUGCCAAGAGUGAAGUGACCGGGCCUGCAGGCAAAGAGGACAAGGAGUUAGAACUCAGCGACCUGGAUGACUUCGACCCGCUCGAGGCUGAGCCCCAGGAGUGUGAGCUGAAGGCGUCCUUCUCAGCCCUGGACAGCAGCGCCCUGGAGCGUGCCCCCGCCCAGCCUGAGGGCCCCUCCCCUCUCCUGGGAGCCCCAGGCAAGGAGGCCUCGGGCACCCUCAGGAUGCCCCUGGCUGCCUCUGGAGGGGGCACUGCCCUGGACGAGGACUUGGAGAGGGCCCGGAUCUGCCUCCGGAGCUCAGUGGCUGGGCCGGAGCCGCAGCCAGGCACAGAGGGUGGCCCGCGGGCCUGCGAGGCCAAGCUGGGCUUCGCAGCCACCGGGGCAGCGACAGGCCUGGAGACCAAGCCACGCAUCUGGUCACUGGCCCACACGGCCACUGCUGCUGCGGCCAGCGCCCUGAGCCAGACUGAGUUUCCCUCGUGCAUGCUGAAGCGCCAAGGUCCUGCCGUCCCCGCGGGUGUGUCCUCGACGCCCACCGCAUCCUCGCCCGCAGUCCCGGCCCCCGCAGUGGCCCUGGACAGGCACCAGGACUCCCCAGUGACCAGCCUCAGAAACUGGGUGGACGGGGUCUUCCACGACCCCGUCCUCAGGCACAGCACUUUGAACCAAGCUUGGGCCACCACCAAGGGCGCCCUCCUAGACCCGGGGCCACUGGGACGCUCCCUGGGGGCAGGCGCAAACGUGCUGACGGCGCCCCUGGCCCGCGCCUUCCCGCCCGCUGCACCCCAGGACACCCCAGCUGCUGGCACCACUAGGGAGUUGCUGGCACUGCCCAAAGUGGGCGGCAAGCCCUUCUGCACCUGAGCCGCGGCCUGGCGGGAGGGCGGGCUCUCUCCUGAGAUUCCAGAGGAAGGCAAGGCCCGGCCAGAGGGAGGAGCCGGACUUGGUCUCCUGGGGCUUUGGGCGGAGCCCCGCCUGCGUCCACCCGCUCCCCGCCCCACCUGGUCCUAAGUCUGCUCCUCCAGCCUUCCCGAACUCCGAACCUGCCGGGGGCGGGGCGCUCAGCGUGCGGGAGCCCCAGGCAUAAAGUUUACGUCCAAAGUUUACAGCGGGAAGGCUCUGGGCGCUGGCCACAUGGUGGCUGCGCGGCGCCGCGUGCUCCUCCCGCUCCGUCCUGCCCACGGCGCUCACGACAGCCCCUCCACCUCACACUGCUGCACACUCCCGACCCGAAACAGUCGCGCUUUAACUGUUACGUGCACACCAGUGAUUGCUGCUGCCGAGAGGCCGAGAGAACAAAACCAAUAAAACCUGUGGCGGUGUUUGCGUUGCA